AUGGCCAAUUCCCUGCUUACCGACCGAGACGCAUCACCAGUCGCUAAAUGCGAAGACCCUACUAUUAUUCGUAGCUGGUUUCGGCUUGUGCAGAAUACAAUUGCGAAAUACGGUAUCCGAUCAGAUGAUAUAUGGAAUUUUGAUGAGACCGGUUUUAUGAUGGGCAUUAUACAGUCUGGAAUGGUCGCUACAGGCUCUGAAAGGGAAGGAAGGCCAAAAUCAGUACAGCCUGGAAACCGUGAAUGGAUUACUGCAAUCCAAGCGAUUAAUGCAGAAGGUCAACUGAUCCUGCCGUUUCUUAUUGGUACCGGCCAAUAUCACCUUGCCAAUUGGUAUCGAGAAUGCGAUCUUCCCGGCGAUUGGGUUAUUGCAACGAGCCAAAAUGGAUAG
Molecule: messenger RNA, 390 nt
Organism: Fusarium pseudograminearum CS3096
Lineage: Eukaryota; Fungi; Ascomycota; Sordariomycetes; Hypocreales; Nectriaceae
Exons: 2
Coding region: 1-390 (129 amino acids)
Source: RefSeq, a predicted model, not a curated record